Messenger RNA from Cloeon dipterum, 4165 nucleotides. RefSeq names its product mucin-2. The transcript has 8 exons. NCBI's taxonomy places the organism in Eukaryota, Metazoa, Arthropoda, Insecta, Ephemeroptera, Baetidae. The record is from RefSeq and is a predicted model, not a curated record. The coding region runs from base 354 to 3746 and encodes 1130 amino acids.
GCUGUGGUUGCGUGCAGAGCGGCUCCCUCUGGAGGUCGGCGGCAGGUAGCACCUUCAGACAGACGUGUGACGUCACACGUCUUCUGCCACCACCUCUCGGCGGCGGGCUUUCUCUUUUGCUGGGCACUCACUCCGUCGUCGGCGAGCGGCCAGAAGAACAGAAAGUGGUGCUGAGAGCGUAGCGGAUCCUGGCACUCGCAGUCAGCUGACCCAACGCCAGGAGUACAUCGCACCCGCGCGGCAAGGAGAUGCGAGUCACCUGAGAGUGAGGAUUCCACCCUUUCGCCCCGUUCAGUGCAUUUCCGACACAAAGUGUGUGUUUCGUAGAAAAAAGAAAAAAAAAUUUGGAGACCAUGCGGUGCCGUGCAGUAGUGUUUUUGAUCGUGGCGCAGCUCGCCACACCUGCGCUUCUGCAGCAAGGCCAACCCAUUUUCUUUGGUAACCCGGCUGCCUUCCAGUACCAACAGACGUUCCCCGGUUCCAACUUUGGUUCCAACAGCGCGCCUUCCGUGUACGUGCCGUUUGAGUCGCGCCAGUCUAGCACUUCGCACCGCCGUGAUUUUUACAACCAGCCCGAGUUGCCUUCGUCGGCGUUCCAACCGUCGAAUCGGUUCAACGCCUUCCAGCCUGACCGGCUGACGCUGCAGCCAUCCUUUUUCCCUCGCACCCCAACAGCCCAGUCCGAAGUGCGUUUCGAGGCGCCAACCGCCCGCAAGCUCGGGCCGCCAAGUGACUCGCUGAACGGUUUCCCUCGGGCGCCCGCCGUGCCACAGCCUGUAGAGGAAAACGUCUUCGAUUACGGAGGCAGGGGCAGAUAUUACCAAACAACCGAGCGAAGCACCACCGCGAAGCAGGCGUCGGGCUUGCGCCGCUUCAAGCCUGGCACCCGAGCGCAAGCUGGUUCGAGAAACAAUUUCAUCAGGAGUGAGGUUACAACCACAACUACUUCAACUGCGGCCUCCACAUCCGGCAGGGGCCGCUCGGGUGCCAAGUACAGAGUAAUUCCUCAGCGCUUCAAGACGCGUCCGCCCCCCAUCGAAAUUCCUCUGCUGGAGUCCGUGCGACAGCCUACCACCCCGGCGCCGUUCGAGUCCUCGCGGCAGUACACUCCCACCACGUCACGCGUGCCUCCAACCACCUCGAACAUUGUGCCCUCUGUCGAGUACGAAUUCCCUGGGGCGUCCGAGGCAGAAUUUUCCGCACCCUCUGGCCCAUCGGCGCCGUCAGGCCCCUCUGCUGCCGGGGAGGAGCAGCAAGGACCGUCAUCGCCAGACUACGAGGAUGAGUACGAAAGCGAACCUAAAAGCGAGGCAAAGCCGGCGGAGGAAGCCACCCGUGAAGAGUCGUGGGCCCCUCCUAGCGGUGGUGACGAUGAGGAAGACAGGCCUGUGACGGAGGCUUCAGCGGCUGCAGUGUCGGUGUCCGUUCAAACUGCCGUUUCGACGGAGCCGCGUGCGACCACUCCAACGCCAGAGGACUCAAGAGUCGAGAGCGGACCGCACCUUGAAGUCCCCCCGACUGGAGAGCCGGAAGUUAGCGUGACGAACUCGACUGAGAGCUGGGUUGUGGUUGCCUCGGUGCAGACGAGCCGCAGCGUCUCCGGUGCUCGCUUUAUCCCCUUCCACAUCGGGAUCAAGCAGGACGAAAAGGUUCUGCCUUCGCUGCAGUCGGAGAAACUCGAGCCAACCACCCCUUCAUCGACGUCGGUUCAAACUACGUCCUCCACCUCCCCAACGACGACGACCACCACAACAACCACGACCACUGAGGCAGCUAUUCCAAUUAGUGAAGAACAGACCUCAACUUCUACCUCAACAACAACUACAACAACAACUGAAGCUGAUGAGGCUCCGCUGUUUGAACGAAAAUUCUCACCUGCACCGCGCCAGCAAAAGCCCAAAUCGCGCGUGCCACAGAGCGUCCUAGAGAGCAUCCAGUUCGAUGACCUCGGACCUAGUCUCCUGCCACCAGGCUUCAAACCUCGGCAGGGCCAGAGUUCUUUCCGCGGGCGCCCGUCGAGCACCUCUGAAAGCCCUGAAACGUCGUCCACAGUGACAACGACAUCCACCAGCACGACGACAGCCAAACCAAAUGAGAUUAAGUUCGAUGUAAUCGAUCCUGCACUUCUUCCUCCUGGUUUCAAGUUCAGUCCAAACAAUCAGGCACCACCGCCAGAGGAGGGAGAGACGACUACCAGACGCUCCAGCAGUUUCAAGCCAAAGUCACGACCUGCCGGCGCCAAGAGCUUGAAUGCCAGCAGCGACUCCAACGACGUCGUCACCAAGCAGAAGGCAGAUGACCUCCUCGCUUCCUUGCUACCUCCGGGCUUCAAAGGCCCAAAAAUCGCUGAGAAAGUGCCAGAAACCCUUUUGCCCCCUGGCUUUAAACCCGCGCCAGAAAAGCCCAGCGACGACUUGUUGGCCGCCAUCAUCGGCAAAAUCAAACCUGUCGAGGUGCCCGCUCCUGCUGGAACUGCUCCACCGGUUGAAGUCAAAUCAUCAGUUGCGACCCCCAAACCAGCAAUCCACGUUCCAAAGCCUGGUUCCGGAACCCGCAAACCGUUUGGAGGUUUCCGACUCACCAGCCCCAAGCCUGAAGGAGACGAAGACAACAGUCAACACAGUGGAAGUGCUGGUGGCCUCUCUGCGCCCAAAAUUCAAAAGGGUUGGCCAACAAGGGCGACGACCGAUUUCUCCGGUUGGCCAACGCCGCCAACCACCCCGUUGAGUGUGGAGAAAAUUCUCGAGCUUGCGGCUCGCUCGACCACAACGACGACAACAACAACCGAGGCAACAACUACGACCACAACAACAACGACGACGACGACGUCGCGGCCGACGACGCCGGGAUUGUGCACCAGCGAGUGCCAGUUGGCGGGCACGAUCCGCCUGACGGACGGCGCCCACUGGCUGCCCGAACUGAUGGACCGCAACACGGACGAGUACAAGGCACUCGCUGCCAACCUGACCGCCGAGCUCAGGAAAAUUUACCGAAAAUCCGAUUCUCUAAACAAGAUAUUCAGAAACGUCUGGAUCGACGGAUUCAACAAGGGCAGCGUGCUGGUGGACUAUAUCGUGCAGCUGGACACGCAAACCAGAGAUUACAGCACGCAGCAGCUGAAGCAAAUGUUCCACGAGAGUCUCAGUCAGCCUUACAAAAAGCACACGCAGCCAGAGACGGAAGGUGAAGAGGGCGAGGCCAAAAGCGCCGCUGCGCUCCAGCUUGGAAUGUUUGAGAUCGACCCUGAGUUCACCGAUUUCGUAGUUUUGCCGCCGAGCAUUGACCCAACACCGCUGCCAAAGCAAGAGGACGAGUUCCUGCCUCAAUGGGCCAUCGCGGUGAUCGUCAUUGGACUCGCCUCACUGCUCUUCGUCAUCAUUUUCGGCGUCUCAGUGCUGAUCAACCGGCAGCAGGCGCAGCAGUCCAAGCAGCCAGUGAUUCUGUCCGACGCGAUGUUGAACGAACUCGGCAAGGACCACAUGGGCGGCUACGACAAUAUGGCAGCUGUUGAUGACCUCUAUGGCCUCGACGGCUGGGACACCAGACCCAGGGAGCCGGAACCUCGAUACUCCUCUAAGAGGGGCAAGUCACACGGCAUGGGCUUUGACAGUUGGCGAUCCGAUUGGAACAACUGCUACUACGGUGGCUCAGCUAACGGCGGCUACGUGAGCAAGGGCCCAGGCAGCCACUCGAGCCGCGGUGGCAGCCGCCGUGCCAGAAUCCCCGACUACGACACCAACUUCUGAGAUGUCCGUGCCUAUUUAUUGCAGUAGCACUCUAUUUAUGUUUGCGUGAAAACAAGAGAUUCAGACUUUCCGGACAGGUGUGAUUUGCAUUUAAUUUGAGAGGAGACGAGAGAAGAAACACAAGUCAGCAAAGGCGCGGCUUUUCAGGAGAACAUUUAUUUCAGGUCUGGCCAUUUCUCCGCAGCAGCUCAAAGUGCCAGACAAGUUUCACUGCGCGCCGGAAAAGCAGCCUCGGACCGCUUUAAAGUGAUACAAUUCGAUUUCUAAGUGCGUAGUCUAAUUAAUAUUAUCUAUUUACAUACUUAAGCAGUGAAUUUUAUGAAUGCAUGUGUAUAAAAACUUAUUUACGCUUAAUCUUUGCCAUCGCCCAUGACAAACAACGAUAUUGUAUUGUAGAAAUACAAAUGUUUUAGUUUUUU